Rana temporaria (common frog) is the source of this 2170-nucleotide messenger RNA. Its product is annotated as importin-13-like. The annotation marks the transcript as partial. NCBI's taxonomy places the organism in Eukaryota, Metazoa, Chordata, Amphibia, Anura, Ranidae. Gene Ontology annotation, molecular function: small GTPase binding. The transcript has 11 exons. Gene Ontology annotation, cellular component: nuclear membrane; cytoplasm. Gene Ontology annotation, biological process: protein import into nucleus. The record is from RefSeq and is a predicted model, not a curated record.
CCCCCCCUCCCCCGGCAGCCAUGGAGCGAAGGAACGAAGCGCAGAGCCUGGACUUCACCAUGGACAAUGUGGAGAAAGCUCUUCACCAGUUGUACUACGAUCCCAACAUCGAGAACAAGAACCUGGCACAGAAAUGGUUAAUGCAGGCGCAGGUGUCGCCCCAGGCGUGGCAGUUCAGCUGGCAGCUGCUGAGCAGUGGCAAGGUGCCAGAAAUCCAGUACUUUGGGGCCAGCGCCCUGCACAUCAAGAUCUCCCGCUACUGGGGGGACAUCCCGUCGGACCAGUACGAGACGCUGAAGUCCCAACUCUUCACACAGAUCUCCGCCUUCGCCAGCGGCUCCAAGAUCGUUCUGACGAGACUCUGCGUGGCCUUGGCCUCCCUGGCCCUCAAUAUGAUGCCGGACAUGUGGCCCCACGCCGUUCCGGACAUGGUCAGGGUGUUUCAGACGGAGGACGGGCAGACCAACGGCGGCGCUCGCUGCCUGGCGCUCCUGGAGUUGCUGACUGUUUUGCCGGAGGAGUUUCAGACCAGCCGCCUCCCGCCUUACCGCAAGGGACAAGUGCGCAGCUGCCUGGCGCAGGAGUCCGCCUGCAUUUUCCCGCUGCUGCGCCAACUGCUGCAGCAGAGCGACUCCCCGGGAUUUGUCAAACAGAAAGUAUUGAAGUGUUUCUCCAGCUGGGCACAGCUGGGCAUCCCGCUGACGGAGUGCGAGGAACUGACGUUGGCCGCGUUCAACGCUCUGCGGGAUCCUGAACUGUUUGACGCCGCCGUGGAAGCCUUAGUCAAUACCAUCUCCCAGCCGGAUGCACAAAGGUACGUCAACACGCUGCUGAAGCUCAUCCCCCAGGCGCUCGGCCUUCAGGAACAACUACAGCAAGCCGUGCAGAACGGCGACAUCGAGACCUCGCACGGCAUCUGCCGAGUUAUAGUUGCACUCGGAGAGAACCAUUCGCGGGCUCUCUUGGAUCAGGUGGAUCACUGGCAAAGUUUUCUGGCGCUGGUUAAUAUGAUCAUGUUCUGCACUGGUAUUCCGGGUCAUUAUCCAGUCAACGAAACCACCAGUUCCCUGACACUGACCUUCUGGUACACGCUGCAGGAUGAUAUCUUGUCUUUUGAGUCGGAGAAGCAGACGGUGUAUCUUCAGGUGUAUAGGCCGGUCUAUUUCCAGCUGGUGGACGUGUUGUUGCAGAAGGCGCAGUUCCCCGCUGACGACGAGUAUGCGUCCUGGUCCUCCGAUGAGAAGGAACAAUUCCGAAUCUACAGAGUUGACAUCUCUGACACCCUCAUGUAUGUCUAUGAGAUGCUGGGUUCUGAGCUGCUCAGUAACUUGUAUGAAAAACUCGGACGCCUCCUGACCUCUUCAGACCAACCCACAUCCUGGCAGCACACAGAAGCUUUGUUGUAUGGCUUCCAGUCCAUCGCAGAGACCGUGGAUGUCAACUAUUCGGACGUCGUCCCGGGGCUCAUCGGCCUCAUCCCUCGGAUCAACAUCAACAACGUGCAGCUCGCAGACACAGUCAUGUUUACUAUCGGGGCGCUGGCAGAAUGGCUGGCGGACCACCCAGUCAUGAUCAAUAAGGUAUUACCGCUCGUCCUCCACGCUCUGGGGAAUCCUGAACUGUCCGUGUCCAGCGUCUCCACCCUGAAGAAAAUCUGCCGGGAAUGCAAAUACGACCUUCUCCCGUACGCUGCCAACAUUGUCGCCGUGUCCCAGGACGUGCUGCUGAAACAGAUUCACAAGACCAGUCAGUGCAUGUGGCUGAUGCAGGCUCUGGGCUUCCUGUUAUCGGCUCUGCAGGUGGAGGAGAUCCUCAGCAAUCUACACUCCCUCAUCACUCCCUACAUCCAGCAGCUGGAGAAGUUGGCGGAUGAGACGCCGAACCCCUCUAAUAAACUGGCAAUAAUCCACAUCCUCGGCCUCCUCUCCAACCUCUUCACCACGCUGGACAUCAGCUGCCACGAUGAUGAGCAUGAGGCGGCGGAGGUCAAGAAGUUACCGGUGGUACAGGGACCCAACCCGGUGAGUCAACCCAGCUUGUCCCCCUUUUACUUUUACUUUACCUUUUCUUUUCCUUUCCUUUUUUUUUUUUUUUUCCUCUCUCCAUCCAUUGUUGUACCUAAGUGGGAACUCCGGGUUUCAUAUGUUUGCAGAUUUCGGUUUCCUUUUAU